Messenger RNA from Cydia strobilella, 2624 nucleotides. RefSeq names its product S-adenosylmethionine synthase (gene Sam-S). The coding region runs from base 224 to 1435 and encodes 403 amino acids. The record is from RefSeq and is a predicted model, not a curated record. Gene Ontology annotation, cellular component: cytosol. Gene Ontology annotation, molecular function: methionine adenosyltransferase activity; ATP binding. Gene Ontology annotation, biological process: S-adenosylmethionine biosynthetic process. The transcript is spliced from 10 exons. NCBI's taxonomy places the organism in Eukaryota, Metazoa, Arthropoda, Insecta, Lepidoptera, Tortricidae.
AACAUUUCAUAAAAGUCAAAACAAAUCAUUUUGGCCAAUAACAACGCUUGAACCUGUCAGCUGUACUAAGCGCGUCAUCGCUUCUCAUUGGUCAUUAUUUGUGUCUCUGUCGCGCCGCUCCGACCUUAUAAAUAUCAGCGCGAACUCGCGCCGGACCUCUUUUCCACAGUGUUAAUUCAGGGGGUUUUAGUCGGGUUAUUUUGUGAGCUAACUCUUAUUCAGAAUGCCGGAAACUUCAAAAAUGAAUGGAUACACAAAAACUAACGGACACAGUUAUGAUAUGGAAGAUGGAUCAGUGUUUCUUUUCACCUCCGAAUCGGUUGGUGAGGGUCAUCCAGAUAAAAUGUGCGAUCAAAUAAGUGACGCGAUUCUUGACGCGCAUUUAAGACAAGAUCCGGACGCAAAAGUAGCAUGCGAAACUGUGACAAAAACUGGGAUGGUCUUGCUGUGCGGCGAAAUCACCUCUAAAGCCAAUGUAGACUAUCAGAAGGUAGUCAGAGAAACCGUCAAGCACAUUGGCUAUGAUGACUCAUCUAAAGGUUUUGAUUGGCGUACACUAAACUUAUUACUGGCUAUUGAGGAACAAAGUCCAGAUAUUGCAAAAGCAUUUGAAGAUAGAGAAGAAAUUGAUCUUGGGGCAGGAGAUCAGGGCCUAAUGUUUGGCUAUGCAACAGAUGAAACAGAAGAAUGCAUGCCACUGACAGUAGUGCUCGCACACAGACUAAACCAGAAGAUUGCAGACUUGAGGCGAAAUGGAGAAUUCUGGUGGGCUCGCCCAGACUCCAAAACUCAGGUGACCUGCGAGUACAUCUUUGCCGGCGGCGCGACGGUGCCACAGAGGGUCCACACUGUCGUCGUUUCUCUGCAGCACUCUGAAAAGAUUACUCUGGAGACGCUGCGAGAGGAAAUCCGUGAGAAGGUCAUUAAGGAAGUGAUCCCCGCCCAGUACCUUGACGAGAGAACCGUCGUGCACAUUAACCCUUGCGGUCUUUUCAUCAUCGGAGGCCCACAGUCUGACGCGGGGCUGACGGGGCGCAAGAUCAUCGUGGACACGUACGGCGGCUGGGGCGCGCACGGCGGCGGCGCGUUCUCCGGCAAGGACUUCACCAAGGUGGACCGCUCCGCCGCGUACGCCGCGCGCUGGGUCGCCAAGUCGCUCGUCAAGGCCGGCCUCUGUCGCCGCUGCAUGGUCCAGGUGGCAUACGCCAUCGGCGUGGCGGAGCCGCUGUCCAUCACGGUGUUCGACUACGGCACGUCGCACAAGACCCAGCAGGAGCUGCUUCGCAUCGUACAGAAGAACUUUGACCUGCGGCCCGGCAAAAUCGUCAAGGAGCUAAACCUCAGAGCGCCGAUAUAUCAGAAGACCAGCACCUACGGCCACUUCGGCCGAGAGGGCUUCCCGUGGGAGGAUCCCAGGCCGCUCGUCGUAGAAUGACUUCAGACCUGAGCUCUAGAACAUUGUACAUAUUCCACCAUAAUUAUAACACUUAAUCUACGUGUGUCUUUGUAGCGAGGGCGCGGAGAUCGUAUCGCUGAUGUCUCUCUAUAGAGGAUUUAUGUUUGCGCGAUUCUAAUCUCGCCGGUGGAACCUGCGUUCCAACGGCGAAGGUUACACUCGCUGGAUUCAGUGUAAUUAUUAAGUAUUCAUUAGAUUAGACGCAUUAGACACGUAGGUUUAACACGGUGCCGUCAUAUCUGAAUUUGAGUUAGUUCAGGGGGUUCGACCGGGCAGUUCUAUCAUUUAAGAUAACAGUCUUUGAUUCGGAUUGAGAUAUUUGUGAUUAAUUUUUUAUGUAUGCCGUACCUAAUUGAUGAAUUAUGCCAGUGCAAACUAUGUAAUGAUUUUUAAAUGUUAUUUUACUUACUUAAAAGGUGGACUGCCUAACAAUCUCGAAUGUUUUUCAUUGUGAGCUUUAUGAUGUAAGUGCUAUGAUUACCGGUAGAGUAGACUACUUUCCUGGUCGCGUCACAGUGUAGCAAGGGCCGACUGAGUUACGGCCUGGCCACGACAUUGCGCGACUGUCUUUGGCUAAGGCGACAACCAUAAGUGGGAACGAAAGGUCCGAUCGCUGUCUCGCUCCAACCUAUGGUUGUCGCCUUAACCGAAGCCGGUCGCGCAAUGUCGUGGCCAGCGCGUCAGCUUUUGCUUGCUGCAAAUAUAGUUCUGCGCGGUGGCGUAUUCGCCAUUUAUUAUUAAGUUUUAGCUAUUUAAGUGUCAGUGAACUGCCUGCUAUUCAUGAAUUAUUCUAGCCAAUUAUUGUUGGCGCGGCGUUCCGCGCAGAACGAUUUGUGUUGUGUUUCCGAAAAGGAAAGGAAAGGAGCCAUUUUGAAAACACACCGACAACCCCAGGGCAGUAGUGCACUGUGCAUUUACCACGUUACGAUGAUUCCGCCGGUAGGCUUAAUUAGGCGCAAUCCUAAUCGUACAUUUUAUGACAUUAGAAUUUGGAAUUUUAACUAUUCGUAGGUCGGUUAGUGAAUAUUGUGAAUUAUAUACAUUUUGAUCUGUUUCGACCCGUUAAAAGUUUCUAAUUGACUUACUGUGGAAUAUCGAUUUAUCAGAUUGUGGAAUUUAAACUAAUAUUAAAAUUGUGUUCUCCCGGCACAUUAUCGGGAUUUGAAAA